This is a messenger RNA of Clunio marinus, 5162 nucleotides long. Lineage: Eukaryota; Metazoa; Arthropoda; Insecta; Diptera; Chironomidae. The record is from the annotation of a GenBank genome assembly.
AGUUUCCACGCGAUUUUAAAUUGAAAAAGUUGUACAAAAAUAUUUUUCAAGAUUAAUAUUUCAAUAUUUUUAUUUGUAAUAUUGUCAAUUGCAUAAGUUCGAAACCUGAACUUCUAAUCCAUUUAAAACUAUUUCAAUGAAUUUUUCAACUGCAGAUCGUCCAAGAUGUAUGCUUCGGGAUGAAAAAUAUAAUCGUCAGAAGAGACGUUUCCGAAGGCAAUAUGAUCAUGAGAUUAAUGAAUAUGAUGAUACAAAUUGGUAUUGGAAUAUGAGCCAUCAAUAUAAUGGAAACUUAACGAAUGAUGGGAAGAAACCACAUUCAAAACAUUCAAAAAAUGUUUAUAAUUCAUCACAACGAUCUCAUUCGUCUAAUGGCUUUCAAUCAUUUUUUCGAUGGUUUAAAAAGGAUGAAAAAUUACGCGCUGUAAAUGAUAUUAAAUAUCCACGUGAAAUUACAAGUUCAACAGACACUUUUGAUUUAGAUAACGAGAAAAGAAUUAAGAAGAACGGUCGUCGAAAGUUGAAAACUUAUGAUAGUAACGAUCAGUUAAGUCCACCUUCUAGUCCUCGAUUUAGUCGCGUGUUGUCUCAAAGUUCCAGCUGUGAUAGCGUUUUCAGCACUGCAUCGUCGUUUGCUUUUGUACCGCCCGUCAAAUACUUAAGAAACAGGAAUCAAAAACAACCUGAAACGUCACACGUUGAAACCUUUCAAAAAAAAAGUAAAACGAGAGAUCAAACAAGAGAAUCGGAUAGAGCAAGAGAACUAAAUUUAAGAAGAAAAUAUCAACUUUAUGCUGAUUCAUCUGAUGCUGAAACUAAUAAUAACACUUUGAGAGUGAAUAAUUUGAACAAUCGUUAUCAAGACUUGAGUCUUCCAUCACCAAUAAGAUCUGCGAAUCUUCCCGACAGUGUUAAACUUCAAGAUCUCAACGUGAUAAAACAUCGAAGAACAAACAGCGACGCAUCAAAAGACAACAAAUCAGGAUCUUACGUACACGUUAAAGGAAAAAGAAAAGCACCAUUGCCACCCCAAAUUCCACGAACACUUUCACCAAAGUCAAGUUGGAGGAGAAAGAAACGACCAGCACCAAAACCACCAAUCUCGAGAAGCAACACAGAAGAAGCUGUCGCUUCAUCAUCAAGUUUGUUAGACGACAAAGAAAUAAAAUCUUUGAUUGAGAGAACAUCAAGAUCACUUUCUCAAACUUUCUCGAUCUCUUCAACAUCUUCUUCUAUUACGUCUGAUAUGGAACGAAGAUCUUACAUUUCACCUUAUCUUAAAAUAAGAGAAGAUCGAAAGUUGACAGAUGAACAGAAGAGAAGCUUGAUUGAGCAAGUAUCAAAGAAUAAGAAGCGAGAAGAUACGCCGACGGUUGAAGCUAAAGGAUCAUUGUCAGAUAUUUUCACCAUCGAGAGAGGUCAGCUUGUUUACCAAGGAAAUGAAAGUCCAAAACUCCCACCAAAAGAAGAUAACCCUGUCACACCUUCAUCACCGAUAUCACCCCGACCAUGGUUUAAAAGACAAUCAAACUCAAGUGUAAAGGAUGGUGGAUCAUUGCAGUUAAAAUCUCUUGAAAAGAAGAAGGGAAAAAGCAAUGAGAAAGAUCUUCCUGAACUUGGCUAUUCGAGAAACUCUUUCUUUGGUGGUGCAAGUCGAUUUAAUAUUUUCGGUCGAAUUAUUGAAGAUUCAAGGAAAAAAGAACGCGAUUCUGAGAAGCGAAAAUCGCAAAUCGGUAUGCCAAAUAUUAGCGAAUUGGAUCGUGAAGCCGCAGAAAUAAUUCAACAAAGACAUGAUUUGAAUAAAGAGAAAAAUGAAGCGCAUUUUUUGAGAUCUACCACAAGUCACGUUGUCGAAAAUGAAGCAGCAAAUGAUGUUGAUGUACGUCCAAAAUCUACAAAAGAUUUAAUUAGCAAAUUCGAAGCUGAAACUUCGGUUGUUAAUAAAAUAACAUUGAACUCUGCAUUUAUAGCUAGAAAAGAAUUUUUCGGUGAACAUAAAGAUACUUCUCUCAUUUCUAAUAGAAAAGAGGAAGAAGUUGAAGUCAAAUCGAAGACUUCCAUACCUAAAAGUCCACCAACAACUCCAAAGUCAUCCAAACUUCCACUUUUGAUAAAAGAAACAAAUGACGUAAGAAAACAAAAUGAUUUGAUGGGUUUAUGGACGUGUCCUUAUUGUACAUUAAAUAAUCCAAAUUGGAAAAUUAUCUGCGAAGCUUGUGAAAAAAUUAAACCAUAUGACAAAAGAUUUUGUGUAGAAAGUGGUGAACUUAUAAAGAACAGAAAUUUAUCACCAAAAAAUAAUCGCAAAGACAUAAAAAGUGAUCGUGAAGAAAUGGAUAAGAAGCAAGAACUUGUCAUGAAAUAUUUUCAUCCUCCACUAGCGAAUGGCUUGUCAAAGUCAGCAUCUGAAACUGUAAUAGCAAAGGCAUCAAAAAGAAAGUCGCCGUCUCCUAGUAGAAACUCUGGUUCACCUCUGAUGAACGUGAAGAAAAAUCUUUUUAAAUCACCAUCAGAUAAUCGUGAAACCAGCAUUGACGUCAUUGAAGAAGAGACCUCUGUAUUGAAUGAUAAAAAUGAUGACAAUAUUGUUAUCAUGACAGCUACACCAACAAUAACUUCAAUUCCCAAUCAUGAUAAAAAGAAUGAAAUUGAAAGGAAAGUCACACCAAACUUGAAUGAAGUCAGAUCAGCGCGACUUGCAAAGUUCAAUUUAUUUUCAAAUUUUAAGAAAAAUAAUUCUGAUGUGAAUGCAAAUACAAAUCGAAAGCAAAGUCCGGAAAAGAAAUUUCCUGAUAAACUUGAUUUUUCUGAUCCAAUUGCUUUAGAGCAAGAAAAAGAAAGACUUCGUGAAAAGAUAAGGAAGAUGAAUGCGAAAGCUUUGGCUGAAAAGUAUCCGGUAAUGAAGACAAUUCAACUAAAGGAAGAAGAAAAUCAAACCAAAGUGAAUGAAUCUUUACUUUUGCCGCCUUUGCCUUCAUAUACAGAUCAAACUAAACUUGGAGCUAUACGUAAAGUAUUCAAGAAUUCACCUGGAAAUCGACGUGCCAGCAUGGAGAAAGAGAAUAACAUUGAAAUUGUUUUAAAUCGUGCAGAGAUUAUUGUCGAUUCCAAGGAAAAAUCAGAAAGAAUUUCGAGUUCUGUUCAAACAUCUUUAGACUCGAAAAAACCUCGAAGAAAUGAUGAAAUUAUCCCAACAGUAAUUAGUGAUUUAAUAAAGCCACAAGACUCUCCACUUACCAGCCAACAACAAGAAGAAGUUGAAGAAAUUUCAGACCAAUUAAAAUCAAAAGAUGGAAUUGAAAGCUUUCGGGCAAACCUUAGAACGAAAACUAUUAAUCAAACUAAUACUUUAGCAAUUAAUAAAAUUCUAAGAAAUUUAGAGACUGCAAUCGCUGAAGGUAAAUUUGACGAGGCUGCACAAUUAGCAACUGAUCUAGCAAAGAUGAAAGUAUCAUUGUCAGUCACACGACAAAAAGAAAGACCAAGGUCGGAUGUUGACAGUAAUGAGAAAGUCAUUAGAGUGAACGUAAAAGUUGACGAUGAAACCAGGAAUGUUCUUAUGAAAGUGUCAAUGCUAAUGACUGUUGAUGAUCUUUACAAGAAUUUAGAAUCAGAUUUAAAUAUUUCUUUACAUAACCGAGAAGUUUUGAUAAAUGAAAAACAAGAUGGAUCGCUUGAUGUGUGUGUAAUAAGUUCAAGGCUAUUGAAGGACAAUAUCAUUGGAAGAAAUAAAGUUGUAAAUAAUGAUUCUGAUGAUGAGUUACAAAAUGAAAAAGUUGGAGAGAUUGAAGGUGCUAUUGGUGGGAAGUUAAAAGAAUCGCCACAACUUAAAAUAGAAGAAGAUGGCUGGGAAUGUCCACUUUGCACCCUGAUUAACACACCAAAUCGAUCAGCCUGUUUGGCAUGUUCUACAACAAGACCGGCAUCAUACAAAGUCCCAACAAAAUAUCAAGAUAUUGAGUAUAAACUAAAAGUCAAUGAAGAUUUAAGAACUUUCUUUGAGAUGGAAAAAAUUGAAGUUCGUCCACAAACUCAGAAAAAUGAUCUCAAUAGAAUCAGCGCUAACAGAAAAUCUUCAGAUAUUUUUAAUAUUUUUGAAGAAGAAAGGAAUAACAAAGCAGAGAAUUUCAUACAACUGCAAACAGUCGCAGCUUUGAAUCCAAAUAUCACCAAAAAUAAAUAUCGCGGCGUUGACAACUUCAAACCUAAUAAAUCUUACAUUUUUUCAAAUCUCCCCGAUGUAAGAAAGCCUGUGAUCACCAGUGUCAUUUAUAAGUCUAGUCAAGAGAAUACCAAAGAAACAAUCAAAUUAAAUCCAAAUCAUUACCAACAGUUGGUCAACAUGGAUCUUUCUGACAUUGCCCCUAAUUUAGAAACUUUCGAAUGUACAAUUUGCUUCAUCGAAAUUGAAGCAUAUGCUGGAGCUGUUCUUCGUGAAUGUCUUCACUCUUUCUGUAAACAAUGUUUAGAGAGUCACAUAAAGUAUUCUGAAGAUGCUGAAAUUAAAUGUCCUUUUAGAGACAAUCAAUACAGUUGUCAAAGUUCACUUCAAGAACGUGAAAUUCGUGCUUUAGUUUCUAAGGAAGAAUACGAAAAACAUCUGACAAGAUCCAUUCGUCAAGCUGAACAUAAAAUUGAGAAUACAUUUCAUUGCAAAACACCAAAUUGCCGAGGUUGGUGCAUUUUUGAAGACACCUCAAAUAUAUUUCGAUGUCCAGUAUGUACGAUUGUUAACUGCCUGACUUGUGGGGCGAUCCAUGAUGGCAUAAAUUGCAAGCAAUACCAGGAUAUGUUAAAUAAUGACACUGACAGUGAAUCAGCAAAACAAACAAAAGAAAUGUUGCAAGACUUAAUUGAUAAAGAAGAAGCUUUAAAUUGUCCAACAUGUCAUAUAUUUUUACUUAAAAAAUGGGGUUGUGAUUGGUUGAAAUGUUCUUUUUGUAAAACGGAGAUUUGUUGGGUAACAAGAGGUCCCAGAUGGGGUCCUAAUGGAAAAGGUGAUACCAGUGGAGGUUGUAAAUGUGGAGUCUUCGGAAAGAAAUGCUCGCCGAAAUGCAAUUAUUGCCAUUAAUUUUCUUUGUUUUCAUGUAAUUUUUCAACGAAAAGUUAAGAACUAAUAUAAAAAGUUUUAUGAAAUGAAUGAAAUUACAUAUCGUUGUCUG